Nicotiana tabacum (common tobacco) is the source of this 1165-nucleotide messenger RNA. Lineage: Eukaryota; Viridiplantae; Streptophyta; Magnoliopsida; Solanales; Solanaceae. The record is from RefSeq and is a predicted model, not a curated record.
UUCUCCGUAACAACCUCAUCUUUUUUUUUUGUCACCUACCUACUCCUACUAUAGCUCCCUCCUCGUUUUCCACCCAUAAAUAUUUUAAUUUAAAUAAAUAAAAAAGCAUCAUUUGCAACAAAAAUAAAAAAAGAAAAUUAAUUUUCCCAAUUUUAGUCUAACCAUUGAUGGAGACACCCAGUCAACACUCAUUCAUGCCUUCUCCCAUGACCAAUACUUCAUCUUCUUCUUCCUCCAUCCGCUUCAUGGGUCUCCUCAAACAACCCGACUCCGACCCUAACAACAACCUCAACCAGCUCGAAGAGUUCGACGAGAACGAUGUUUUCUGGUCCGAAUCCUCUGAUUGUUCCAGUGUUGCUAACUCCUUUUCUCCCCCUACCCUUUCCACCUCCUCUUCCCCUACGCGCAUCCUCCCUCAACGCGCCGCCACCCUCUACAAAUCCUCAAACUCCGGCCUUUCCGCUGCUCUCUCCGACGAUCACCACCCCCUCGUCCGCCGCAAAUCUACGCUCAAUCCUUCCGUUUCCGCCGCAUCCGCUGCCAAAAUGAUUCCACCUGUGUUUCGUUCGGAGAAUUCAAAUCCCAAUUCUCUGCCUAAAUUUCACCAGUCGGCUCCGGUGAAUGUGCCCGUGUGGCAGAAGAAGAGUACUGGACCGUUUGGUGGAUUUGAUCGGUUCGAUGAGGUGGACGACGAGCUGCUAGAAGACCAGGAAAUGGUUCCUCCUCACGUGAUGCUGGCUCAGUCGCACGUGACGUUCUCGGUUUUUGAAGGCGUUGGGCGGACGCUAAAAGGCAGAGACUUGCGGCGUGUUCGUAACGCUGUCUUUCAGCAAACAGGUUUUCUUGAUUGACCCAUCCUAAAAAUCCCCGCCCGUCAAAAAAAAAAAGAGGAAGAAAAGGUCAAUCAAUUUAUUAUUUUAGUGAUUGAAUUCUGAAGAAUAAUUUAAUUUCGAAGGAGUCAGUUGCUGUACGUUCUUUUCAAAGAUUGUAAAUUAUGAUAAAAAGGUACAAUCAAUUUGCCUUGUUGACAUUCCAUUUGGAAAAUGGUUAUUACUUUGUAAUUAUGCAUUAUGGUGAAGUAAGCGUCCCAAAAUAAGUUGUAUUCUUUCCUCGGUUCAAGAUAAUGUAUUGAUCAGAAUGAUAAAAUGCUUUUCUUUUGCAAAUA